AUGUCUGUCAACUAUACAUCCUUCAAUGAAACCUCAAAACCCAAGCUUUCGAAAUUCGCCUUUGUGGAUCCAGAUAAUUGGCAAAAUGAACUAGAAAAUCUCAAUAAAAGAUCUCCAGAUUUGGAUCGUCUAAUAUACCCUGACUCCAUGUUGAUUUCUUCCAUUUUGGAUCAAUUGGUGAAUCUUAUCAUUGGUAGCUUUAUAAAACCGUGGUAUAAAUCCAUUAACCAAAGCAAAUAUGAAGCAGAUGAUCUUUUCACUGAUGAGGUUAAAAUCAGUAUCAAAUAUGCUAUUGCAUCGCUAUAUCUCAAACUUUCUGGCCUUGAUUUCACAAAUUUGAUGGUUCUUAGGCUUGUGCCUAUUAUUACUGAUCAUUUCAACAACUUUGUAUCAGCAAAGGCUUCAAUCCGCAAAAAAUAUUUGCUCAGUAAUAGCAAUUCUAAGGCAACAAUUAGUGGACUUGGUAUUUCUAGUGGAGUUAGUGGUGGCAAAAAUACCAAAAGGCAGACGCUGGCAAAUGAUAAGCUUUUGAACUUAACCGACGAAAGCCAAAUUAAUUUGUUGAUCUCACAAUUUUACAAUCAUGGAAAAUUGCAUGAUUCUGUCAACUCUUUCCGCGAAAAUUCCCAAUUCAGCACGUUUAGUCAAAAGGCCCAUCUUAGAGCCAAACUCAAUAAAAUCCUCCCUUUAAUUUUGGAGAAAAAUGAGAUCUCCUGUCUGCCUGUCAACUUACUUAUUCGGGAAAUUGUUAUUAAUUGUGUGUUUUUACCAGUAGUCAAUAUGGUGGUAGACCCUGAUUUCUGGAAUCAAAUGAUCGUUGAUAAAAUUGGUAGUACCUUGAAGGAUCGUACCAAAGUGAUACAGUUAAGAGCAGAGUUACAAAAACAUAGCAAGAAUGCUACCAAGGGGAAAAAGGCGAAAAAAAAUGAUGAUUCUUCUACACAAAAUGGGUCAUCCACCAGCAAUAAGAAGAAAAAUCAAGAUAAUACAUUAUUUGAGUUCAAGCUUGGCUUGAGUACCACCCAGUCAUUAUUUGAAAAAUUUUUGAAAAAAAUCAAUAAGAAUACCUCGAUUGUGGAUUUAAGACAACUCAAGUUUUACAUCAACUUGCAACUUCAAAAGACCUUAAGAAAUGAUGAUUAUAAGCAUAUGUCGAAAGAGUUUAGUGAGCACUCCAAUGACCAAAAUAACAAAUCUGAAGCCGUCAAAAAGAAUAAGGAUUUGUAUGAGCGCUACAAGAUUCUUGUGAAAAGACUACAAAUUGUGCAACUAACUUUAACUAAUAGAAUUAAUAAUUUGAAUUUUGAAAAUCAAACAAAUAACCUUGAUAACUCUUCGAUCCAUUCUGCCCAAACUGGGUCUUCUAAGAAUGUUGGAGGAGCUCCUGAAAAAAUUAAUUUGUCAUUACUCACCAUAUUGAACGACUCAAGUUUGUUGACUUAUUACAUGGAAUACAUGGAUCAACACGGUAAAACCAUAUUGCUUCAAUUUUGGCUUGUUGUUAACGGUAUUAAGAAUCCUUUGGAAGAUUCAAUGUUAAUAAAUACCGAUGAUAUUUACGCCGAAGAUACUUUGAUGGAUGCUAACCUAACUGGGGUUAAUGAUGCGGAAAUUAAUCAAAAUUUGAACUUCGCCAACGAUAUUAAACUGAUUUUCAUAAACUAUUUCAACAGCAAGUUGAUUAUUGAAAACAAUAAAGUGGUGUAUGAAAAUGUGGAAUCUUUUGUGAAGGCUUAUGACUCUUAUAAAUCCUACUUGGAAGCUUACAGGAAGUUCAAUUCUAACGGUGCUUCUGAAGAGACCAAUAAGAAAGACUUAGAGUUGUAUAAUGAUUACGAGUUGUAUAACAAAAAGUUCGAGCUCAACAAACUCUUCGUUAGAGCUAGAAAAUCUAUUUUGAUACUCCAAGCAAAGGCAUACAAAUACAUGGAAAGCGACUUGCCAAUUUUUAAAAAUUCUAAUGUCUACUUGAAAUUAAUUGCGUCUGAAAACAAUAGGUUGGGUGAUACCAAUAAUAUCAGUGGUAAUCCCUCUUAUCAAAAUCUCGAUAUUUUGGACAACAGAGCUCACUCGCGUUCAAAUUCAAAUAUUUCGACUCUUGGUGCCAAACAUGAUGAAACAACUGGUGAUCCUUUGGCCAAUUAUAACACCUAUGAGGACAAUAGUAAUACCAUCAAGGGUGCCACAAUGGGAAACCAUGAUUAUAAUAAUGUUGAUACAGAGAAUGGUAUUACCGGGUUAUCAAAUUCUAUUUCCUCGUUGAAAAAUAUGGGAGGCGCACAUGAUAACAAAAUUUUCAAUGAUAACGAUGAUUUGGUAGUUUCAUAUGAUGUUAUUAACGCUGUUGAACAUGCUUUGAACGAAAUUAUUGAAAAUAAUAAUGAUUAUAAAAGCUCUGACGCUGUUAAGUUGAAAAACGACAUUUUAGAAGGCUCUUUGAAAGAUAACGCUAAUAAUGAUGAUGAAGUUGAUAGUGACGCCUCUUCUGGGAAAACAGGGGCGUCAUCAAGGUUAUUUGGAGCUUAUAAGGAUAUUUUUGGACAAAGCUCAUUAUUAUUCAAAGGGGAUUUUGCCAGAAAUUCCAACUCUGAUAAUGAAUCUAAAAAAGACGAUUGCUCUUCUGGACUAUCUACUCUUGUUGAAAGUAACGUUAGAGAUAGAUUUUUGUUUGAUAAUGAUGAAGAAAUCAAUGAUAUCGAUGAUAUGGAUUCCGUCAUUUCUGAGAUGAUUAAUUCGGAAACCAUUGGAGAGUAUGAAAGCACUGAAGUUCAUUUAGCAGCGCCUGGUGAUUUGAACUUGGCUGAAGAAAUCGAAAAAUUAACCAACGAUAUUGAAAGUUUGAAUAAUCAGGUCCAGAUCCUUCAACCUUUGUUGAAGAAGGCGGAAUUGACCAAUAAUACUGCCGAGUUGAGGAUUUUGCGAAAGGCCAAUGUUAGUUUGCAACGGGAAGUCCAACUCAAGGAGUUACAGAGACAACAAUACAUUGUCCAAGAAAAUGAUAAUAGCUUGUUUGGUAAAUCUAGAGUUGGUAUUCAGUCUUAUAUCAUUAGCAAUGACGAGAAGUCCGGUAAAGAAUACACUUCGUAUAUCAUUGAAGUUCAAAAAAUAUCCACUAAUGAAGGAGCUGAUAAUCAGGAGACUGUUCUGGCGGGUUGGAUUGUUGCGCGAAGAUUCAGUCAGUUUUAUUUAUUGAAUAAAUACCUUAGAUCCAUCUAUCCAAAAGUGAAACUAUUGAACUUCCCCAAGAAGAAUGUUAUUUUGAUGAAUCAGGCACAACAGAAAGUUUUGAUUGAGACUAGAAGACAGUUAUUGGAAGUUUAUUUGAAAGAGUUACUUAAAAUGCCGGAUGUUUGCAAAAGCAGAAUUUUUAGAUUAUUUUUAUCGUCUCAAAAUUUUAACAGUGGUAUUUUGGCUAAUAAGAGAUCCCCUGAGUAUGCAAAAGUUAAAAAUAGUCCAACUUUGAAUUCAAGUGUCGAUGAUGUUGGUGGAAUCAGCAAUAAGUAUAAAGCUAUUGAAGACGUCACUGCUAAAUUAUACAACGGUAUCACUAAUGGUAUUGAAUACUUGAAUGGAUCUUUGAUUUUUUCCAAUGCGAAUGCUCAAAAUGCUGGAUUAACAAAUGGUCUUUCCAAACUAGAUGAAGAUGGUAUGGAUGGUCUUUCUAGAGGAAAAAAUGGUUAUAAAAACUCUAGAGCCAUGAAUGGUGCCGCAGUUAAUGAAGAUACUGGGUUGCAAAGCGACGAAUUGCAAAACGAAUUGAAUUCAUACGAUGACGAUAAGACUACAUUUGUUAAGCCUAUCUGUGAUUUAUUCCUUUCAAUAUUCGCUCUUAAUAGAAGUAACAGCUGGCUAAGAGGUAGAGCUAUCUUGGUUAUUUUACAACAAUUAUUGGGCAGUACCAUUGAGAAGAAGAUCAGAGAAUAUUUAUCGGUCAUCAAAACCGAAAACAAAGUUAUUGAUCUUUUGAAUAUUUUCAGGGAUAAACUCUGGCCAAAUAAUGUUUUCUUUUUGACACUCAGGGCAGAAAGCGGGGAAACUAAACAAAGAACUGAGCUUGAAAAGAAAAAUACUAAAGAUGAAUCUCGAACAUUAUUAGAGAUCAUUAUUACUGAUAUCAGUAGUAAAAUUGUGGGUUUAAAUAAUUCAAAGUUUGCGGCAGCAGAAAUCCAUAAUAUGUUACAAAACGAUAUUCUUAAUACCCAUUUGAUUUACAGCUUGAUCGAUGAGUUAUUGGACGCCUUAUUCCCGGAAGUGUCCAAUGUCCGCACAAAUUCUAAUACGGGAAAUUCUGGAAGUGGGAAACACAAAUGA
Messenger RNA from Saccharomycopsis crataegensis, 4311 nucleotides. It is a transcript of the gene MDM1, whose product is annotated as Mdm1p. The record is from RefSeq and is a predicted model, not a curated record. Gene Ontology annotation, cellular component: intracellular membrane-bounded organelle. The transcript has a single exon. Bases 1 to 4311 code for a protein of 1436 amino acids. Gene Ontology annotation, molecular function: phosphatidylinositol binding. Lineage: Eukaryota; Fungi; Ascomycota; Saccharomycetes; Ascoideales; Saccharomycopsidaceae.